Messenger RNA from Aspergillus heteromorphus CBS 117.55, 610 nucleotides. RefSeq lists its product as uncharacterized. The record is from RefSeq and is a predicted model, not a curated record. Lineage: Eukaryota; Fungi; Ascomycota; Eurotiomycetes; Eurotiales; Aspergillaceae. Bases 180 to 536 code for a protein of 118 amino acids. The transcript has a single exon.
GGCGGGGGGAAGAGGGGGAGGGGCAAAAUGCGGCAAGAGGCCGUGUGUUGUGUGGUGUUGUGGUGUUGGAGGGGAGGGCGAAAGUGAAGGUGAAGAUGCAAGCGCAGCGCAUCAACACCUCAGGCCCGAUUGCGGUAAUUUUGGUUUCCGAGCUGUAAGAUUAAUCGCUCUUCCGCCUCAUGGCUGCCCCUCUUCUUGUUCCCUUCUUCCUCCGCCUCCUCCGCCUCCCCCUCCUCGGCCUUUAUCCCUCAAUCUUCCGUCCCCCGUCCGCCGGAUCGGAAGCAUCAUUGACCAACCCUUGCCUCCAUGUGCCUCAGCGACCCUCUUCCGGUUGUCUGUCUCUGGGCUGCAGACACCGUAAACAAGGCGCGCGCACGCGAGAACGGAGACGGAGACGGGAAUCGCACGCCGGCGUCGAAUUGUCUCGAGCCAUCGCCAAACGCUAUCUUAGUGCGGGUGGAGAGUCUGCGGAUCCUACGGGAACCACAACGUCAUCGCUCUCAUUGGUCUUCCGGCUAUUAGCUGGGAGGCUAUAGCAUCGCCAGGCAAGUUUUUCCCUUUCUGCUUCAUCUUUUGCGAUGCACCGAUGCGCCGGGCUUGUGAUCUGAGG